ACCCUAACCCAGAUCCACUCCCACUCCAGCCGCCGCUGCCCCCUUCUCCCUCCCAGAUCCAAUCCAAGUCAGAACCCCUCGCCCUCCCGUCCCCGGCCUCCAUCUCCAUUCCUGCGCGUGUCGGACACCUCCCUCCGGCAGAGCUCGACCCACACCGCCAAGCGCCGCUGCUCCACCCUCUCCCGCGCCCCUCGAUCCCAGAUCCCCGUAUCCAAGUUACCCUCUUCCUCCCUCACAUCUCGAUCCGCCGUCCACCAUCGAUGACCCUCCCUAUAGACGAGAUCGAGCUCCUCCCUCCUCCUGUUCUCCCCCAGCCUUAUCCGCUCCGAGCCAACCAACCACCCUGUCCUUGGGAUUUUGCCGCGCGGCGCCUCGUCUCGCCGGCCUGGCGACCACAGGCAGGCAGUCCACGGCCAGGAUGGCGGCGUGCCCCGCCGCGACCACGUACACGCACAACACUCCGCGCCUCCCCUCCCUCUCCUGCGGUUCCUAACAGACGCACUCGUUGCGGUCGGCGUCCCCGGAGUUGGCGCAGGAGGGGCUGGCCGGCGUCCCCCGUCGACGUCCUCCUCCCUCUUGUCCUGCGUGAUCUGGAGGGGGAUGGAGUGGGCGGCCAUCAUCUGAGGCUAGGCCACGUUGGACCGGGAGGGGACCAUGGCGCCGCCCCAUCGCGGUUGUCCUCGUUCACCUCUGCUCCAGCAGCGUUGCCUUAGGAGAUGGGGGCCAUAGACCUCGGGAACCCGCUCCUCAACCGCACCGUCGACGGCUUCCUCAAGAUCGGCGCCGUGUUGUUGCUGGGGUGUAUGUAGGCAUGGAGUAUGGAGUGGAAAGGGCCAGUGGUGACUGUGACUGGUCCAGAAUGGGGCGUGGGAGAAGCUGCCGGCCAGCGGAUCUGUGUGAAAGCCACCAUUGAGAGGAACAAAAAGGCCAACCAUGACACAUCCAACUCUAGCACGGUUGCAGAAGUCAAUGCCCAGUUUGCUAUCUUAGGAGAACCUGGCGUGCUAUAUGGGGAAGCAAAGCAGCAACCCACAACUCGACCUGUGACUCCAGAUGAAGGCACCACGACGCACCAUGAUUAUCCAUUGGAAGGGCUUCCGAGUUUGCACCCCGCCGUCCGGACAGAGCAAGGAGGGGUCAUCAUCCACACCGUGGAGUUGGUUGAGCCUUGAGUGCGACCUAGAGAAGUAGGGCAUUGUCUGGGGUCAUCUCUUCCUUUUGCCGUGGUAAGAAAUGAGCGCCACUCUUUGUCGUGCAUGUAUCAAAAUGGCAGAAAUGUUGAAUACAUGUUUGCUCUCAGCUGGGAUACUUGGUUGUACUUAGUUAUGUGAUUUAUUCAUGUUCGUGCUGCUUGUUAAGCGAUUAUCUGUAUGUCAUUGCUACCCCGUUGCAUAUCUCUCUUUUCUUGUGUGCUGCAUUGUAGGUAUGCAUGAUGGAGUGAAUGCUUUCAGUUCUGGUUGUGUCAAAUCUUUACUAUGUCCCAUGCUUAGUGUUUACUAUACUGAGGCAUUGGCCAUCGGAAUUUCGACGUGUAUGUAUAAUUUUAGUUCUGGAUGUGUCCAAUGCAAACAUUACUAUCAACUGUUAAAUUGAUUCUAAAAUUUCUCAUUAACUUCAUUUCAGACGAUGAUUUCUGGAUUUGGUACCAAUUUAUUGUUGGCAUGCAUGUGCUAUGUACCUUGCUUUGGUUUUAUGUAGCAAGUGCCUUAGUACCUUUUCUGUCAUGUGGUGUCCAUGGAUUGAAAUGUUGGCUGUUAUAUAUUGAUUGUAGUAUCGAAAAUGCCUCAAACCUUAAAUACUUAAAAUAGAUUGUUGUUCCUUUCUUGUUAGUUUUGAUACCCAUAUACCUGCCUUGUAUUAGCUCUUUCCUUUCGUGCAUGUUAAUUCAGUGUUUGUGUUGAUUUGAUGCCAAUGUUCAAAAACAAGAUUUUUAUGGAUGGGUUUAUGUGUUCUGCUGGUAUAUAUGCACACAGAAUGGCCUUCAUUAUUUUUGUAUCUGCUGUUAGAUUUGCUUUUAUUUUGUUUCUAACCAUUUUGUUCUAUAACAUGCACAUGCUGGCCUUUCAUGUUUUGUCGCGAGCAUCAAGACGAAGAAGUCGGAAGAAGCAUAGUUCCAGCUCAUUGGAGCUAGUUCAAGGAGUAAUGAAGCCCUUGAUGCUGAUCUGUUGGAACAAACUGAAGCACGAACUUGGCUCAUGUGAUCCACUUGUAGAGCUUAUUAUACUGUGAUCGCAUUUGUAUGUGUGUGAUCACAUUUGUAUGUGUGUUAGAUGAUGUAACAGAUUGCUUCUUGUUAUUUGAAGUAUUACAUCUGUUUUCUGUCUA
Molecule: messenger RNA, 2325 nt
Organism: Triticum urartu
Lineage: Eukaryota; Viridiplantae; Streptophyta; Magnoliopsida; Poales; Poaceae
Product: MADS-box transcription factor 58
Source: RefSeq, a predicted model, not a curated record